Messenger RNA from Oldenlandia corymbosa var. corymbosa, 567 nucleotides. Lineage: Eukaryota; Viridiplantae; Streptophyta; Magnoliopsida; Gentianales; Rubiaceae. The record is from the annotation of a GenBank genome assembly.
AUGGCAAACUUUAAUUCAGUAUGGGAGGCUUUGAAGAUGGUAACCCUGACGUUCAUAUUGUGGUUUCAUUGGAAAGCUCUAAACAAGAUUAUAUAUGAAGGUGGAGCAGCUACAACUCAAGGCGUAAUUGCUUUGAUCCAAGGGCAAGUACUAGACAUGUUGAGAGUUUAUUCCAUCAAGGUGAAGUCUAAGGUUGAAGUUAAUAAGGUGGAGCAAUUGCUGGGGUGUCGUCUUGCGAACCCAAAACUGCGGAGCUAUAAGACUGUAAGAUGGUUGCUUCCUCAAACAAAUUCUAACAUUCUUAAUUCGGAUGGUUCAUCUCUAAGCUCUUUUGACGCGGGCUAUGGGUUUCUGAUAAGAGAUGACAGGGGUGACCUAAUUUAUGGGGAGACUGGUUUCCUUGGAGAUGCUUGCAGCUUCAAAGUGGAACUGGCGGGAAUUUUGUUUGGUCUUUGUAAGUGUUUUCAGAUGAAGCUUGAAAAUGUUCUUGCGCAGACUGACAAUCUCGCUCUUGCUCUUUUAUUACAGAAAGGAACGAUUUUCCUUGGCAGCACCUUUUGGCUAUGA